GACAGCUGCGGUUGGGACAACACGGAUAUGAUCUCACGCUCUUAACGUUUAAAGGUGAGGGAUGAAACCGCUGCUUUACAUCAUGUUCCAUUAAUUCAGCUUUACUUGAUUCUUAUUCUCCUUUAGGAAAACCAUGGAGGGCGCCGCCGUGUCGGGGAGCUCCCAUCAAUAUUCCUCCUCCUCAAUGAACUUUACCUCCCCCUCCUCCUCUCCAUCACCUCCACCUGCAGACAUGUCCCCCAACCGGCCGUACGUGGCGGCUGAGCUCAUCAUCGCUCUUUUAUCCACCGUCGGUAAUUUACUCGUCUGCGCCGCUGUGGCUCUAAACCGCCGCCUACGCACCGUUACCAACUACUACCUGGUGUCGCUCGCGGUGGCGGACAUCUGCGUGGGUGCCGUCGCCAUCCCCUGCGCCAUCCUGACCGACGCCGGUCUGCCGCGUCACAACUUCUACCUGUGCCUGCUCAUGCUGAGCGUUUUGAUCAUGUUCACACAGAGCUCCAUCUUCAGCCUGCUGGCCGUGGCCGUGGAGCGCUACGUCGCCAUCUUCAUGCCCUUCCGUUACUGCGUCCUGAUGACGCCUCGCAACGCCGUCCUGGUGAUCUUCGCCACUUGGCUGCUGGCCUUCCUCAUCGGCCUCGUGCCCCUGAUGGGCUGGCACAAAACGCCGCCCGAUUCCGGCAACUGUGUCUUCGUCCUGGUGGUGGACAUGACCUACAUGGUGUAUUUCAACUUCUUUGCAUGCGUGCUCACGCCGCUGCUCGCCAUGUUCCUAAUCUAUGCUCGGAUCUUCAUUGCGGUCAAGCAGCAGAUGCGACGCAUCGGGCCAGAGCAGGGCGGCCGAGGGGCGGCGCGUCAAACCAGAGCCGCAGCUAGCAUGCGCCGGGAGAUAAAGAUGGUGACGUCUCUCUUCCUCAUUCUGUUUCUCUUCACGGUCUGCUGGAUCCCGCUUCAUGUCAUCAACUGCUUCCUGCUGCUCUGCCCUCGCUGCUCCGUGCCGCUGGAGCUGCUGCUCACCGCCAUCAUCCUGUCACACGCAAACUCCACCAUCAACCCCUUCCUAUACGCGUACACCAUGACGGCUUUCAGGGACACGUUUAAGGACAUUUUCUUGUGCUGCAGGACGAUGAGCAGCAGGAAUAACAUCGCUGAGGAAACAAAUCUCUAAACUAAACGUUUGUCAUCUCACCCCUCAGAUUUGACAGCAGGGAGCCUCUUCUUAAGAUCG
This is a messenger RNA of Nothobranchius furzeri (turquoise killifish), 1228 nucleotides long. It is a transcript of the gene adorb1a, whose product is annotated as adenosine receptor B1a. Gene Ontology annotation, biological process: adenylate cyclase-activating G protein-coupled receptor signaling pathway; G protein-coupled adenosine receptor signaling pathway; vasodilation. NCBI's taxonomy places the organism in Eukaryota, Metazoa, Chordata, Actinopteri, Cyprinodontiformes, Nothobranchiidae. Gene Ontology annotation, molecular function: G protein-coupled adenosine receptor activity. The record is from RefSeq and is a predicted model, not a curated record. Gene Ontology annotation, cellular component: plasma membrane.